AUGGACAAUUCUAGGUACAGUCAGUACAAAAAGCAUUGGAGUCACCCAGCAGUUCAGUCGCCAAGGGCUUGUAUAUGUGACGGUAAAUCAGCAUGUCGCUGCGAUGGACUGAAAGGCAAUAAGGGUGAGAGAGGUUUUCCUGGUAUUCAAGGUUUGCCAGGGCAACCAGGACAUUCAGGUCGAGAAGGCCCCAUUGGCCCAGAAGGUUUCAAGGGAGAACCAGGCUACCCCGGACAACAAGGUAUAAAAGGCUUGAUGGGAUUGCCAGGUUUGCCAGGAUUUCCCGGGAUUGCUGCUCUUCCGGGCAUCCCUGGACAAGAUGGUCCUCCAGGUCGUAAAGGUAUCCCAGGGUGCAAUGGCACAAAGGGGGAGCCUGGUCACCCCGGAGCUCCCGGUUUGAAAGGACCUCCAGGCUGCGUGGGUUUCCCGGGUUCACCAGGACCACAGGGUGAUCCAUCUCCGGGCCCACGCUGCAAACUACAAGAGAAAGGAAAUUCUGGCUGCGAAGGUCCUCUAGGGCCCCCAGGUAACCCAGGAAUAAAAGGAGCAAUAGGUCCAGUUGGGCCAUCAGGACCUCCAGGACAGCAGGGUCCAGUAGGGAUGCCAGGUCAUCCAGGGUUGAAGGGCAAUAUGGGAUUGGGCUUCGAGGGAUUCACAGGAGACAAGGGUGUGAAAGGUUUUCCUGGGCCUCCAGGUAGUCCAGCAGAUUUCAAGGAAGGGACUGGGCCGCGUAUCUUAAUUAAAGGAGAGAAGGGUCAACCAGGACCCACCGGAGACCAAGGAUUACCAGGGCUCCCGGGUUUACAAGGUUCCUCUAACGGUGAGUGCAAAGGUGACCAAGGUGAUCAUGGAGAUCCAGGGUUUCCGGGAAGAGAGGGGCUAUGUGGAGCACCAGGACUCCAAGGCAUUCGGGGAUUGAAAGGUGAUCUGGGUUUCCCAGGAAAUCCAGGGCAAAGUGGCAGUCCAGGAGCGAAGGGAGAUAUUGGGCCCAUAGGACCUCGUGGUCCAUCAAGGGAAGGAGAUGUCCUCGGCUGUGUGAAAGGAGACACUGGCCUGCCGGGCCCUCCAGGAUCAAAAGGACAACAAGGAUUUCAAGCGACUCCAAGGAUUCUGUAUUUCAGAGCAAAAAGCGAAGUCUCUUACGAUAAUUAA
This is a messenger RNA of Callorhinchus milii (elephant shark), 1152 nucleotides long. RefSeq names its product collagen alpha-5(IV) chain-like. The transcript is spliced from 20 exons. Lineage: Eukaryota; Metazoa; Chordata; Chondrichthyes; Chimaeriformes; Callorhinchidae. The coding region runs from base 1 to 1152 and encodes 383 amino acids. The record is from RefSeq and is a predicted model, not a curated record.